Molecule: messenger RNA, 2357 nt
Organism: Sinocyclocheilus rhinocerous
Lineage: Eukaryota; Metazoa; Chordata; Actinopteri; Cypriniformes; Cyprinidae
Product: RING1 and YY1-binding protein A-like
Exons: 5
Coding region: 117-1181 (354 amino acids)
Biological process (GO): positive regulation of DNA-templated transcription
Cellular component (GO): nucleus
Molecular function (GO): transcription coregulator activity; DNA binding
Source: RefSeq, a predicted model, not a curated record
CGCGCUGCAGCGGUCAGCGAGUGCAAGUGUGCGAUCACAGCAGCAGCGGCUCUGUCUGGAGCUCACACUGUACAUUACAGAAGCCCCCUCCUCUGGAAGACGGUGUUUCUCCCAUUAUGGGCGACAAGAAAAGCCCAUCCAGGCCAAAAAGACAAGCCAAGCCCUCUGCAGACAACGGAUUUUGGGACUGUAGCGUCUGCACCUUCAAAAACAGUGCAGAGGCAUUCAAAUGCAGUAUAUGUGAUGUGCGGAAAGGUACAUCUACAAGAAAACCUAGGAUAAACUCUCAACUCGUGGCACAGCAGGUCGCUCAACAGUACGUCGCCCCACCCCCAGCCAAGAAAGAAAGAAGGGAAAGGACAGACCUGCCUGACGACGAACACUUUGACAUGGACAACUCCGACUCGGAUAGACUCAGCAGUCUCCACCCUGACUCCGACCAUCCCGAGAGAUUAGGUCUGGACGGGGGUCAGCUGGACCGUGGACAUUUUCACAAGGAUCGGAGACAGGAAUGUGGUCUAGACAAACCGCAGCCGCUCCAUACAGACAGGAGGCCUGAGAGAGCAGGACUGACCCCAGACCUGCUGCAGCAGCAGCACAACAGAACAGACGGAGAGCACACGGACAGAGUAAUGCUGGACAAACUUCAGCCUCACAGAGAGCACAUGGAUAAAGAUCAUCCGCAUACGGCAGGCUCUGGGAUGCAGCCGGCAGAGAGGAUGGGUGGAGAGAGAGAGGAACUCAAAAAAGGAAAAAUAGAGAGAGCCAUGAUGGAGAAACACAAAGAGAGACCUAAAAGCCUCACGCCCAGUAAAAAACCCACUGCUAAGAAGAUGAAGCCCAAACUCAUUCAGAAAGGUCCAGCUGGGGAAAGUAACGGCAUGAAGGCUGGCAAGUCUGUCACGAAGAAUAAUAAAUCUAUAAUUUCACGACCUAAACUGAAGAACGUGGACAGGAGCUCGGCUCAGCAGCUCGCUAUAACGGUGGGCAAUGUGACUGUCAUCAUCACAGACUUUAAGGAGAAGACCCGCUCCUCCUCCACCUCCUCCUCCACUGUCACCUCCAGCGCUGGCUCUGAGCAGCAGCACCUGAGCUCCAGCUCCGAGAGCACGGACAAGGGGUCAUCCCGCGCCUCCACCCCCAGAAGAGACCAUUCUUCUGGGCACAAUGAGACCAUGUGAAGGGGAAGAGAUUCAGACACCGCAAUCUCACUUGGCGAGGCCCGGAGCUCCUAUAGCCAAUCUCGUAACUGUACAUGGAAGAGGGGUCUUUUCAACCCAUUCAGACAAUGUCCAUCGUGACACAUCGGCAGAAGUGUACCUGUCGAAAAACCCUCGUGGAGCACCUUGUAGAUUGAUAUGUUGAUGUUCACGUGAGUCACUGUCUGGCCGAGACCCACUGUAUAUUCUGUUCCCUACUCCUACCAGAUAUAAUCCAUGUUUGUGCACCACGGAAAUCAGCGCUCCCAAGUUUGCAUUAUUAUUGUUCAUUGUCAUUAAAUUGUGCAGACGGCUGUUUUGACUUUGUGUUUAGAACGUAGAAUCGUUUAUGCUAAAUGUACAGUAUCUGAGCUCAAUCCUCUAUCUCUCAGACAGCUCCGUGUCAACGAUCCGUUGUUGCGGCUAUUUGUAGAAAGCGAGUUAUCAACAAAAAGAUCACGCUAGACCACCGUGUACAAGGAGAUCUGUUCCCUUAUUAUUUCAUAUGACUCUUGUGUGUUUACAUGGUGGAAACACAAACUGUGAUUAUGUGAGUUUACAGUAUUAUAAAUACAAGGACAACUUUGAAAUCCAUACGGUGUACCAUGUAGACAUGUUUUGUGGUUCACAAGAUGAUAAGAGAGUAUUUGGAAUAUUGUUCUUUAUCUUGCUCUGUUUUUAGACUUUAAACCUUUGCAUAUUUCUUGUAAAAUUAUAUCAAGAUUCACAGUACUGUCUAUUAUUCAACUUCAUGGCAAUGAAAGUGUGAAGAGAGAAACCGGCAGUUGUUGGAAUAUGAAGCAGCUUAUCUAUUGGUGAGAUUUCAUACAGUAUAUUUACAGUUUACCAAGAUCGCUACUGAAAAUUUGGAAAAAUACUCCCAAUAUAGCAUAGUGUAGUAAGAACUGGCUGCUUCUCGCCCGUAAGGACGUUUUGCACAGGUUUACACAUUCAUUCUGACCUUUGUUAAAAAUCUAGAAGCUUACAAAGCUAAUAAAAUCCUUCUGAAACUCAUUACCAUCUCAAAGCAUCUUGGGCACUUUGAUGUGAUCAUCUAAAUUUUCUACAACCAGUUUUUUCUUGUAUAGUAAUAACCAGUGUUUAAUGUGUUCAAGUCGCUAUGAAGUGAAAAUUCACCCUAUCUGUUUUCUAAAUGCA